Molecule: messenger RNA, 2771 nt
Organism: Pimephales promelas (fathead minnow)
Lineage: Eukaryota; Metazoa; Chordata; Actinopteri; Cypriniformes; Leuciscidae
Product: crystal protein
Molecular function (GO): cholinesterase activity
Source: RefSeq, a predicted model, not a curated record
GGCACACAAGACAGAGUCCGAUUCCUCUACACGUGAAAUUCAACAGGCACACAAGACAGAGUCUGAUUCCUCUACAUACUCACUCUUUGCAGAUUAAAGACAAAUCACAGUUACGGAUGGCAAUAACUGGGAAUCUACAGUACAAAAACUUUCGGCAAGCAAAUGUUUGUGGAUCUGGGCAGCUGAGAUUCUUCUGUUGAUGUGAGUGGAACUAAACUAACUAUCUUGACUAAACUACAUCUAUCUUGAUUGGCUCUCUGAAUCUACACCUCAGUUUGAAAGACCAUCAUGAUGUCGUCUGCUACUAUAUUGAUUGUGGUUACGUUACUUUCAAUGAUGCCAAUUCUUGUUAGAGGAAGACAAGAAAUUGAUGCUCAACAAAAGACAUUCUAUGUACACACUACUGGGACUCAGACCAUGAUGUUUAGCAUCCCAAAUACUGAACAAAAUGAAGUACAUGAGAGCUUGGAUGAUGUUUUUCUAGGUGAGUCUUUAAACUCACUCAAGAGUCUAGAAUUAUAUGCUAGUACUGAUGAUUUUUCAAUAAACACUGUGGCUGAAUCAAGUGAUGUGCAUUCAGCUGCUGAUUCCAUAACAACCAUAACAUGUAAUGAAAGUAAUUUUGAAGAUGAUAACAGCUUUGAUGGCCUGGAUGAUACGGCUAGUGAAGAUCCAGUGGUCACCACACUUCUCGGGCAAGUUCGAGGCCGUACUUUGGACAAAGCUCACGUGUUUUAUGGCAUUCCAUUUGCUGACCCUCCUGUGGGAGAUAAACGCUGGACUCCUCCUUCACCCUUGUCACCUUGGUUGUACAUUUAUGAUGCCACAUUUCCCCGUCCCGCGUGCAUGCAGAUGUGUGCUGGGGAGUUCUCUCAGCUGUGUCCUCCUAAGGUUAGUGAGGACUGCCUAUAUCUAAAUGUGUUUGUACCUGUGAGCGUCAACCUGUCGUUGCCGAUUGUAACAGCACUACCAGUGAUGGUGUGGAUUCAUGGCGGUGACUUCAUCGCUGGCUCCGCCUCCAAACCUCUAUACGAUGGCCGCUUCAUCAGUAACUAUAGCAACACAGUGGUUGUAAACAUGGAAUAUCGUCUUGGUGCAUUUGGCUUCUUAGUCACAGGCAAAGAUCCCGAUAGCUCUGCUGUGGGGAAUUAUGGGAUUCUAGACCAGCAGGCAGCAUUGCGCUGGGUCCAAGAAAACAUUGCAGCUUUUGGAGGAGACCCAAAUAAGGUUACACUGUUUGGUGAGAGCGCUGGAGCCCAAUCAGUGUGUCUUCAUUUAAUGAUGGAGAGCAGCGAGUCUUUGUUUAGACAUGCAGCCAUUCAGAGUUUACCAUUCUCUUUGCCACUGAAAACCAGAUGGGAUGCUCUGAAACUGGGCUGGGAUUUUGCUAAACAAACUAAUUGCUCAGCAUUUGAUCUGCCCUGCCUGCGCUCUCUCAGUUCACAUGCUGUACUCAACGCCCAGGUUAAAUCAGGUUCAAAGAUCAUCAACCCCUUCCAUUUCCUAGAGGUCUUUGAGACAUGGGGGCCAUUCAUUGAUGGAGAGCUUAUCCAGGAACAGCCAAUCACAGCCUUCCAAACAGGCAACUGGCAGAGUUACAAGCCUGUUAUACUAGGUACAACCUCUGAGGAAGGUGUAGUCUUUGUGUACGGCACUUUCAACCAGUCUGUGUCAGUGCUGGAAUGUUUGCUCUACUCUGUUGCUAUUUUUAAGCAACAUGCAUUCAGAAUUCUGCACAAAUACAUUCCUUUCUACCGAAACCAGGACAGACGAGUGAUGCUUUCACAGAUUGUGACAGAUUACGUUUUUCUGUGUCCGGCUCGAUGGUCUGCUCGUUCUGGAGUAAGAGCUGGCGGAUCUGUUUGGUUGUAUAUAUUUGAUCAUGCUCCAUCUGAUCCCAACAUAUGGGCGGGGCUUCCGUUCUGCUACAAUCACACCUGCCAUGGGGCAGAGCUUCCCUUUCUGUUUGACUCCGCCCCCAGCACAAACUUCACACUUACACCUCAAGAGACCCUUCUGGCCAAUCGAAUGGCGUGCUACUGGGGAACGUUUGCCCACACCGGGGACCCAAACUCUCGAAGUGAACAGACGCACUUUUGCAGAAAGCAGAGGCUUGCUGUUUGGCCACAGUACACGGCCACAGAAGACUGGCCCAUCCUGAACCUGACUCUACAGUCACACCCACAACACGGGGACAGGGACCAUUUCUGUGACUUCUGGGACCAGCUGGACAUCUAUUGAGACACACAAGAUCAUCUAUCUAAAUUUAAUAUCUAACAAUUUUGACAAACUUUUGACUCUACUCAUACAUAUAUAAUCAGUGACAGGGACAGUACUAUAUUAACAGGAUGUUAUUUUUAUUGUACAUUACCAUGCAUGUAACAAGAUGUUAUUUUUAAAGUACAAGUCUCUUAUUCUCACCAAGGCUGAAUUUAUUUGGUCAAACAUACAGUAAAAACAAUGAUAUUGUGAAAUAGAUUAUUACAAUGCAACAUACUGUAACUGCUUUUUAAAUUAAAGUGCCCCCAUUUUCCCAGGUUUAAAUGCAGCCAAGGUAAAAAAUUCAGCCGUAUGCUGAAUUCAUGCAAAUUUGUUACAUUGUUGUUACGUUGGUAUGUAGACUGGAAUUACUGACCAAACGUUUCGGCAGUUCAUAAUCGAUUCUUUCUUAUGGGUGGCAAUAUCUCAUGUAGUAAUAUGUAGUUCACUUUGAUCUUUAAAACUUUACAUUUUACAUUCACAAACAGCUUUAUUACACUGCAUGAAAAGUA